CAUUUUGAGUGUAGCGUGAGAGAAAGAGAUCACUUUUACUGCAAAAGGAAAAAGCUCAAAGUCUUUCAUGUGCUGAGGCCAAAGAUCAUUGAGAAUUGCUGGACCAGCAUGGAGGAGACCAGCAGUGUGGCGCUCCUGGUCCCCCACACGCGGGAGCAGCAGGACGUAGCCUUCGCCCCGGAGCUGGGGGCUGCCAUCGGGGCGCAGAGGCAGGCCGCCGACUCCCUGAUCCAGGUGAUCGAGAAGCUCAGCAAGAUCGUGGAGAAGAGGCCCAGGCGCUGCACGCUGUCGGGGAGGAAGAGGCCCCACCUGCCCUGCGCCUCCGUCCCACCGCAGGACAACAGGGGGGAGGGCGAGGACGCCCCCUCCAAAAAGGCCAGAGGCGGCGAGGGGCCUGCGGACGGGGCCUCCGGGGAGGACCGUCUCCAGCCAGGAGGCGCGCAGGAGGCGUGUGGCCACAGGACGGUCACCUGCUACCAGUGCAGCCUGUGCAGGUUCACGUCCCCGGCGCUGUCCCAGCUCAAAGAGCACCUUCAGCAGCACGACGAGCAGCAGAACGAUAUCAUCCUCGUGUGCUCCGAGUGCUGUUUCACCUCUCGCCAGCAGGAGGAGCUGGAGGCGCACAUCAGGGAGCACCUGGGCGGCGAGGACUGCGUUAAAGACGACGCGUCGGAGUUGCGGGGUGGCACGGGGAAGGGGGCGGAGUUCUUCGGGGAGGAGGCCAGUGGCCCGCGAGCGAGCGCAGAGGACGGGGAGGCCAAAGCUGGCCGCGAUGGCGCCGCGGAGGGAGAGCCCGCCGGGAAGAAGUGGUACAGCUACGAGCAGUACGGCAUGUACCGCUGCCUGAUCUGCAGCUACGUCUGCGGCCAGCAGCGCAUGCUCAAGACGCACGCCUGGAAGCACGCCGGCCUGGUCGACUGCUCUUACCCCAUAUUUGAGGACGAGUCAGAGAGGCCCUCCGCGCAGGCCCCGGCCCCUGCCGAGGAAGCCGUGGUGGUUCUCGCGCCAGAGGCCCUGCACCACGCCCCUUCCUUCCAGAUCAGCCUCUGCCCCGUGCCGGCCGACUGCCAGGAGAAGCCUGCCGAGGAGCCGGAGGAGGCCAACGCCCCCAAGGUCCCUGAGGCAGAGGAGCCAGUGGUGGAGGUGCAGGUCACCACCGAACAGGAGCAGGAACAGGAGUCCUCCAGCAUGGACAGCCUCCUAACCUCCGCGCAGAAGAUCAUCAGCUGCAGCUCCAAUGGAGCAGGCCACGUCAAUGUCAUCGUGGAGCGGCUACCUGGAGCAGAGGAACCCGGAGCCAGCAAGCCCUUCAUCAUAAGCCCAGACACGCAGGCCAGAGAGCCCUUCAUCAUGGGCCCAGACACGCAGGCCAGCAAGCCCUUUGUCAUGAGCCCAGACACGCAGGCCAGAGAGCCCAUCAUGGACCCAGACACACAGGCCAGCAAGCCCUUCGUCAUGAGCCCAGACACGCAGGCCAGAGAGCCCUUCAUCAUGGGCCCAGACACGCAGGCCAGCAAGCCCAUUAUCAUGGGCCCAGACACACAGGCCAGCAAGCCCAUUAUCAUGGGCCCAGACACGCAGGCAAGCAAGCCCUUCCUCAUGAGCCCAGACACGCAGGCCAGCAAGAGGCUACUGGUGGAGGAGGCCCACCCAGUGUACUACGAGGAGGAGGUGGUGAUCGGCUGGUGUCACGGCGACCCGCAGCAGGGCGGGGCCGAGUCCCCUGAGGACCCGGCGGCGGACGAGAACGUCCCGCCGGCCCGGAGGAGGACCCACUCCGAGUCCCUCAGGCUGCACUCGCUGGCCGCGGAGGCCCUGGUCGCCAUGCCGACGCGGAUGCCCGAGCUGAUGAAGGCCGGCAUCAAGGGCGUGGUGGAGCUGAGCGCGCAGGGCCCCGGCGCCGGCCCGCGCUUCGUGGAGAUCGCCUCCGCAGGCGAGGGCCUGGCCGGCGUGGAGGACGUGGCGGGGGGCACGGCAGCGCUGGUGGGCCUGGAGCUGCAGGCCUCCCCGCGCAGGGACAGCGGUGCAGCGGCGGCGGCAGGCGAGGGCCCGGCCAAGGCGGGCAUCAGCGUGUCCCUGCUGACCGUCAUCGAGAAGCUGCGCGAGCGCACCGACCAGAACGCCUCCGACGAGGACAUCCUGAAGGAGCUCCAGGACAACGCCCAGAGCCAGCCGGGCGGAGAGGGCGCCGCGCCCGACGCCGGCCUGGUGGAGUUCGUCCCUGACAGCGACAGGCCCUACCGCUGCCGUCUGUGCCGCUACAGCAGCGGGAACAAGGGCUACAUCAAGCAGCACCUGCGCGUGCACCGCCAGAGGCAGCCGUACCAGUGCCCCAUCUGCGAGCACAUCGCCCAGGACAGCAAGGACCUGGAGAGCCACAUGAUCAACCACUGCAAGACCCGAAUGUACCACUGCAAGCAGUGCGCCGACACCUUCUACUACAAGAGUCAGCUGAGGAACCACGAGAGGGACCAGCACGGGCUGGGUGACUCCACGGCAACGCUGAUCCCCGUCACCGAAACGACGGCUGCCAUGGAGGAGUCUGAGGAGAAGGCCGCAGAUGAGGAUGCUUGCAGCGUGCAGAAGAUCUACAAGUGCGACGUGUGCGACUACAGCAGCUCCACGUACGUCGGCGUCCGUAAUCAUCGGAGGGUCCACAACUCGGACAAGCCUUACAGGUGCUGCAGUUGUGAUUUUGCUACAACUAACAUGAACAGCCUGAAGAGUCACAUGAGGAGGCACCCCCAGGAACACCAGGCUGUGCAGCUGCUGGAGCAGUACAGGUGUUCCAUGUGUGGCUACGUGUGCAGUCAUCCUCCGUCUCUCAAGUCGCACAUGUGGAAGCACGCAGGUGACCAGAACUACAACUACGAGCAGGUGAACAAAGCCAUCAACGAGGCCAUAUCGCAGAGCAGCAGGUCUCCCAGCAUGCCUCAGAAAUCCACCGCCGUGCUGGAGCAGGCGUGCGCGCUCUCCAGCGGAACGGAAAGGGCCACGCCCAGUUUGGACCCUCCGGCUGCGACCUCUCUGGAAACGGGUGGGGCGGGCGCGCCUGUGACAUCGGCAGAGGUCGUCCAGCACUCGUCCCCGGCCGGAGGGACCCCCAGUGCCCCCGAGAAGGGGGCUGCUCACCCCAGGGUGGGCAUGGAGUACUGCGUGCUGCUGUUCUGCUGCUGCAUCUGCGGCUUCGAGUCCCCCAGUAAAGAGCGGCUGAUGGAGCACAUGAAGGAGCAUGAGGGGGAGAUCAUCAGCAUCAUCCUGAACAAGGAGCAGCAGCAGGGAGUCCAGGCAGCUGCCCCUGGCACGGGCCACUGAGGAAACCUCGCCCCCUCCCCAUCCCACAGACCCAAUGGCAACCUGCACUGCCCCCAUGCUCCUCCCCCAAGGUCCCCACCGUCCCUCAGGAUUAUAUACCCACACUUAUUCUGAGAGUAUCACUAUGGAAAUGUACGUCUGUGUCCCAUCUCUGCUACUCUCUCCCUCUCUAACAGUCCCUUUGUCUCUCUAUCUCACUCGUCCCCUCCUUCCUCUCUAUGUCCAUCUCUCUUAACAGUCACAAAUGACUGUCGGUUUUACGUUGCCUUUCCUCUUGAAAAUUUGAUCAUCCUUUUUCAGAUGGAUGACAAAUGAUGGUCAGUCUGUAACUAACGAACAGGAAAACUAGGCCAUCAGAACCUUCAUUUUCAAAGGAAUCUUAAAUAUUUUUUUUAGAAAAUAACAGUUGCAUACAUUUUUGGAUCUCCGUUGGCUAAGACAGUCAAAUACCUCAUUAAACCAGUAUUUCUGAGUAGAAAUAGUGUUCAGCCCGUCAUACUGGGCAUAAAUGGUAUGAAUGGUAAGAAGGCAGCUUCUCUUAUGAAUCACUCUUCACUGUAAUAUUUAAUCUAUAAACACACACACACACACACACACGUGCAUUUAUAUUCAAUAUUUAAGGUUCCACCCCUUUAAGCUUGGUAGGAAACUAGACGCUUGCCACAGUAUGAGUCACAAUUUAUAUUUUCGUUAAUAUUUAUUUAAUUUAUGUUUAUACGUGUCAUUUUAUGAUACUUCUGCACAAAGGACAUACAUAAAACAUCAUUGUGUGCAUGGUGCUAUUGAACUGUUAAGCUGUAAAAUGCAAAAAGUUCUCGGUUCACAUAAGUAACUCAAGGAAUGUGUCAUAUAUAUCCUACAAGAGUGGGAUAAACGGUUUAGAAGGGGUAUGGCUUCUCAUUUUUGUAGGUUUGUGUCAUGAACCACAUCUACGUAAUGUAACGGUGACAUUCUCAUGGUCUGUGGUCCAACAUUCGUACCAGUACAUUUGUAGUUCUCUCAGACUGACAGGCUAAUAGGUAAUCUUGGUACAAUUUGAAAUGGCAAGCGCUAAGUGACAACGUAUAACUUUAUAUUAAGUUUGAUUUUGUACAAUCAUACGCAAGUGGUUAUUUGACAGAGGAAGUGAUUGGUAGCUAUUAGUGUUUUUCAUUAGGCGUUUUGUACUGUAUAUUAUUAAAUAUGAGUCACCUUGAUAUUUCAAUUCAUUUGCUACUUUAUAGCUCAGAGUGAUACCUUACCAGCCCAAAUGAUUUCAAAAUAGCUUAUUUUAUCUCAAAACCAAAAAGGUGAUCUUUAUAUCAUUUCAUAAUUAAGGUAUUAAUGUCUUUUUAGAAUUUAUUUAUAUUUAGCAUAUUCUCAGUUAAUGCUAUCGAGUGUCUGAACUCAACCAAAAGCAUUUCAGUUCUGAUAGAUUUUAAAAAAGAAUACAUUUGUAUCAUUUUUAUUAAGCUGCUUACUUAUGACUGACAUUACUAUUUCUGUCCACCUUUUGCUAAAGAUCUCUUUAAAAACACGCUGUUGCUGCAGGGAACAUUUGUUGGACAAACUGGUGGUGGGAUUGCGAGUCUGACAUUGUAGACCCUUUAUCUAAAAAUUGUGGUCAGAUAUCAGUGGGUCUGGUGUGUGUGCAUGUAUGUGUGCGCGAUUUAGCGUGUCUAAGCAUAAGUAUAUUCCACAGCUGUUGGAUUCACUUGAAUGUAUUUUCUAAUUAAAUUGCAUUGUAAAUCAUUUAACUGACAUUAAUUUGGAAUUUUUACUUUUUUGUGAGGGGCGUCGGCUGUUCAAAGUAGUAAAACAUGACCUCCCCAUGUAGUUUAAUGCACACUCAGUCUUAUUUAUGCUGAAAUAUAUUCUUUAGUUCAUUUGCAUACCUGUACUGUUUUUGGUCAAGCAACGGGGGUUAAAAUGACUGAUUUACUUUGGUGGUUUCUGCAUUGCAUUGAAAUAUUGUUAUCUGUUUGGCAUGCAGACAAUAUAGCCAGUAAGUAAAAUACCAGCUGAUUAUUUUUAUUUUUCCUAUUUAAUUUACAAUUUAGAACAGGGUGAAACAGCUUGACUUUAAGUCACACUUGCAUAUUUACUUGUUCCUAUAGCUUUUUUAUGCAUUUUUGAAUGACCUCAUAGGCGCAUAAAAACUGAAUGGAAUCUGAAAGUUGAUGUCUAUGCCAUUUUCUGCAGGCAUUGUGCGUUGGAUAUUCCCGAUCUCUUGUAAUGGCACUUAUGUCACCAACAAAUUAAAAAUCUAUGUAGAUAUCACUGAUUUAAUGUUAUUUUUGCAGUGGGUGUACUGUAGUGCAGCAGAAUAUAUUCAUGUGUGUGUCGUUUGACUUUGUUACCUUUCUGGACAUAAAGAAAAUACGUGGAA
Messenger RNA from Anguilla anguilla (European eel), 5683 nucleotides. It is a transcript of the gene znf507, whose product is annotated as zinc finger protein 507. The record is from RefSeq and is a predicted model, not a curated record. Lineage: Eukaryota; Metazoa; Chordata; Actinopteri; Anguilliformes; Anguillidae. Gene Ontology annotation, biological process: regulation of transcription by RNA polymerase II. The transcript is spliced from 7 exons. The coding region runs from base 109 to 3315 and encodes 1068 amino acids. Gene Ontology annotation, molecular function: RNA polymerase II transcription regulatory region sequence-specific DNA binding; DNA-binding transcription factor activity, RNA polymerase II-specific. Gene Ontology annotation, cellular component: nucleus.